This is a messenger RNA of Peronospora matthiolae, 120 nucleotides long. Lineage: Eukaryota; Oomycota; Peronosporomycetes; Peronosporales; Peronosporaceae. The record is from the annotation of a GenBank genome assembly.
AUGGUCAUUCAAGCUCGAGAAAAACACGAGGCGCAGACUUCGAACGACGACGGCAGCUUUGGUGGCACAAGUUCUGGACGUCAACGUUCUACGAUCACACCAAGUGCAAGUGGCGUGUGA